UGCGGACAGAGAGGCUGAGGAUGGCGACCUUAGACGUGGACCCAGAAGCUUCGUGUAGCAAAUUAAGCACAUCGCCAUCAAACACAAGCCUGACUCACCGAUUUCUCGACAAUAAGUUCUAUUUACUUGUGGUUAUCGGGGAAAUUGUUACAGAAGACCACCUGAGAUGUGCCAUUUCAGAUAUAGAGCGAGGUAUUCGUUCCUGGGACACAGACUUAAUAGCCUGCAAUCUAGACCAGGAGCUCAAGCUCUUUGUGUCACGCCAUUCAGCAAGAUUUUCAGCAGAUGUUAGAGGUCAGAAAAUCCUUCACCACAGAAGUGAUGUUUUGGAAACGGUUGUCCUCAUCAACCCUUCAGAUGAGGCAGUGAGCACAGAGGUACGCCUCAUGAUCACUGAUGCUGCCCGACACAAGCUGCUGGUGUUAACUGGACAGUGCUGUGAAAACACAGGGGAAUUGAUUCUACAAUCUGGUUCAUUCUCAUUUCAGAACUUCAUUGAAAGUUUUACAGAUCAAGAGAUUGGAGAACUAUUAAGUACCACACACCCAGGCAACAAAGCCAGCCUCACAUUAUUCUGUCCCGAGGAAGGCGACUGGAAAAACACUAAUUUGGAGAAACACAAUCUGCAGGACUUUAUCAAUAUAAAACUGAACUCAGUCUCCAUUUUACCAGAAAUGGAAGGACUAUCAGAAUUCACAGAGUACCUGUCUGAGUCGGUUGAAGUCCCGUCAGCCUUUGAUGUAUUGGAGCCCCCUGCUUCUGGUGGCUUCCUGAAAUUGUCCAAGCCUUGUUGCUACAUUUUCCCAGGUGGAAGAGGGGACUCGGCUUUGUUUGCUGUGAAUGGGUUUAACAUGCUUAUAAAUGGUGGAUCAGAUCGCAAGUCAUGUUUCUGGAAACUGGUACGACACUUGGACAGAGUUGACUCAAUUCUACUCACCCACAAUGGAGCAGACAACCUCCCGGGUGUCAACAGUCUGUUGCAACGUAAAAUAGCGGAGUUGGAAGAGGAACAAUCACAAGGAUCCACCGCUAACAGUGACUGGAUGAAAAAUCUAAUCUCACCUGAGCUGGGGGUUGUCUUUCUUAAUGUCCCGGAAAAUGUGACAAACUUGCAGCCUAAUUUCAGGGUCAGGAGGAAUACUGAAGAAACCUGCCUUACUCUCCAGUACUUAAACAAACUGUCUAUAAAGCCAGAACCCCUGUUUAGGACUGUGGGAAAUGCCAUUGAUCCAGUAAUACUGUUCCAGAAAAUGGGUGUGGGACGACUAGAAAUGUACAUUUUAAAUCCAGUGAAAGGAAGCAAGGAGCUACAAUAUUUCAUGCAACAUUGGUCCAGCAACAACAAAGCUAAAACUGGACUCGUAUUGCCAAAUGGCAAAGAUGCAGAAAUUUCAUUCCCAUACUUGACUUCAAUAUCUUCUCUGAUUGUGUGGCACCCAGCCAACCCAUCUGAGAAAAUAGUCCGUGCCCUUUUCCCAGGGAAUGCUCCACAGUACAAUAUCCUGGAUGGAUUAGAAAAGCUCAAACACUUAGACUUCUUGAAACAGCCAGUCGUAACUCAGAAAGAACUGAUAGCAGGCCUUGCUACCCCGACAGUUAAACAGGCAAAGGUGAAGCAACGCAGUGACAGCAAGGAGAGUCUCAAAUCCAACUCCCGGCCAUCUGUUGGAAAAGGAGUUAAAAAGGAAGUCAAGGAAGAAACACCCGAGGUAACGAAACCUGCUGCAGUUAAUCACCAAGAGGCUGUUAAUGAAAAGCCUCAGAAGGUAGAAAAGAAGGAGAAACCUGUAGUUAAGAAGGAAAAAAGCAGAACUGAAUCACAGUCUAAGCCUGAGGAGAAAGAGGCAAAAGCUAAAGCAGAACCCACUAAACAGGAACUUGUAGAAAGUACACAGAAAGACGAGAAGGUAAAGUCCGAGAACAAGGCAAAACCUUUAAAGGAAAAGGUUGUGAAGAAGGAGGUUAAAGCAAAGAAACCAGAAGAGAAGAAAAAAGAGGAAAAGGAAGUAAAAAAGGAGAGUGCCAAGCCAGAGGCGAAAGAGGAAAAAGCCGCCAUUAAGAAAGAAAAGGUGAAAAAAGAGGAGAAACCUAAAAAAGAAGAAAUAAAGAAGGAAGUAAAGAAAGAUAUUAAAAAAGAAGUGAAGAAGAAAGAAACACCAGUAAAAGAAGUGAAAAAAGAAGAAAAGAAAGAAGUCAAAAAGAAUGACAAAGAAGUCAAAAAAGAUGUAAAAAAGCCCAUUAAGGAAGUCAAGAAACCUGUGCCAGCUACUGAGGCCAAAAAAUCACCACCGAAACCCAAAGUAGAAAAGAAAAAUGAGACAGUAAAGAAGGAAGAUGCUAGCCCAAGCAAACUGAAAGGAAAGGCAAAACCAGGCAAGAAAGAAACUAAGGUUGAAACUGUUGCUGCAGCUGGAGCAGCGGCGGCCACAGCAGCAGCAGCGGUUACAGCCACAGUCACUGCAGCCGAACUUGAAGUUGAACGAUCACUCAUGUCCUCGCCAGAAGACUUAACUAAGGACUUUGAAGAGCUUAACGAAGAAGAGAAGAGAGACACCCAGGCACCUCCUGUACCAGUAGAGGAUUCAGUACAGAAUGAAGUACAAGUGGAAAAGAUAGGCCUUACAAUUCAUGGAGAUGCUCUAGAGACAGAUGAGUCUCCUGAUGAAGGAAUAACAACCACUGAGGCAGAAGGUGAAUUUGAGCAGUCUCCUCAAGAGUACAUUGAGACAGAAAAUAAGGAAGCAUUAGAACGAUUCGAGGAUGAAGGAGCAGGUUUUGAAGAAUCCUCUGAACCUGGGGACUAUGAAGAGAAGGCAGAGACUGAGGAUGUUGAGGAACUAGCAGGGACAGUGGAUAAGAUGGUUCCCACCAAAACUGAACUGGAGCAUGUUGUUAUUGGGAAGAAAGCUGUGGCUGAGGACCUUGAAGCUGAGGAAUUAAUUGAAACUGAAGAACCGGUUGAUGUUGAAGAGAUGGGAGAGAGAGAAGAGAUUGAAGAAUCAGAAUUAGCAGAUGAUCACAGAGAGCAAAAGGACAAGCUUCUUGCAAAAGCUGAGACUGAAGAAGAGGCAGAGGAUGAAGGCAGUAGAGUAGGUGACAUUAAAGAUGCUGAAAUGUAUGAAGAGAAAGAGAAAUGUGAGAUUAAGAACAUUGAAGAGAAUAAAGUUCCAUCUCCUGGUGCAACUCUGGAUAAACUCUCCGCCCUUCAUUCUUCCAUCAUUGAUCAAACAUUGUCUAUUCGUAAUGAGACAAUUCCUACUGAUUUUGAAAGUGAGGCAACAGCUUCUGAUGAAGAAACCCACGAGGAGCCACCUGAAGAAUUUACAGCUACAUCUGGCUUUACUCAAUCUACUAUUGAAAUCUCUAGUGAGCCCACCCCGAUGGAUGGAAUGUCCACACCCAGGGAUAUUAUGAGCGACGAGACCAACAAUGAAGAAACUGAAUCACCAACUCAGGAGUUUGUUAGUGUAACAAAGUUGGAAACAACUGUUAUUUCUCAGAGUCGAGAGGGAGCCAAGCUCUCUCCUGUGCCUGACACUUACAACGGGUUUUCACUGGAAAUUUCAAAAACCGAUGUGACACAAGGUGAUGAUUACCCAGCUUCUGCCUCAACAAUAUCUCCUUCAUCUUCCCUGGAAGAGGACAAGUACUUCAAACCUCCACCUGCUGACAUCAGCAUUCCUAAACAUGAAUAUGAAAAGCAGGAGGACUUUGAUGUUGAAAAACAAGAGAGUCAAAUAAAAGACUUUGAAACCAAAUUAAGCCCGGCAAGGAGUCCAGCCGAAUCCUCACCACAAUCUAGGACACCAUUAAGCGACCGCAACGUCAACUUUGAUUUGACCCCAUCUGAAAUCAAGGCAUCCACUGAUCUGACAGCUUUGGAAAAGGAAGCUCCAGUUGAUCAGUGUGCAAGUCCUGAAGAGAAAACCCUGGAAAUGACCUCACCCGCACAGUCCGGAACUCCUAGUGCUGGCCACACUCCAUUUUAUCAGUCUCCAAUCGACGAGAAAGACAGUAAAGUUCCAGCUGAUGUGUCAGGAAAGCUCCCAACACCUAUUAUUAUUGAGACUGACGAUGUGAAAGCCGAUGAGACCAGUCCAAGGUAUAGUCCCAUGGAUGAGCCUGUACCUGAUUCAGAAUCACCUGUUGAGAAAGUUUUGUCUCCACUGCGUAGUCCGCCGAUGUUGGGUUCCAGUUCCCCCGUUGAUAGUUCUCCAAAUGAUGCGGAGGAAUUCCCAGUACAGUAUCUGGAAGGAGCAAUGGAACUCACGGGCGACAAACUUAAACUUCUCUCUUCACCCCGACUUUAUCCAUUUAAUGAUUUCUCAUCUGGUCCUCCUGCUCCCGAAAAAGAUCAGGCAGCUGAUUUUGAAUUGUUGACUCCCAAAGAUAGUUUUAGCCAGGAACCAAAAUUAGAAGGGGGCACUGUUGGUUCUUUUGCAUCACUCGGGCCCUUUGAAUCACAUAAAGUAGGAGGGGAGCUUUCCCCAACAUUGGUAGAUCUCAGCCAGAUUGGUUCUACCAAGGAAGACAGCAAAAUGUCAAUCUCUGAAGGAACUACAUCAGACAAAUCAGCCACACCUGUCGAUGAGGUGGUGGCAGAAGACACCUAUUCCCACAUUGAAGGGGCUGCAUCAGCUUCAACGGCAUCCCUGGCCACCAGUUCUUUCCCAGAACCCACAGCAGAUGACGUUUCCCCCUCAUUGCAUGCAGAAGUUGGAUCUCCUCAUUCAACUGAAGUAGAUGAAUCCCUGUCUGUAUCAGUUGUGCAAACGCCUACAGCCUUCCAAGAAGCAGAAGUUUCACCUUCCAAAGAGGAUUGCCCAAGGCCCAUGUCAAUUUCUCCUCCAGAAGUCUCUCCAAAAACUGCAAAAUCCAGAACACCAGUGCAGGAGGUCAGGUCACCUGAACAUUCUACAAUGUCCGUGGAAUUCAGUCAGGAAUCCCCUGAACAGUCUUUAGCCUUAGACUUCAGCAAGCAAUCUCCUGAGCAACCUUCAUUUAACGCCAGCUACCAGCACAUUUCUGAGAAUGGGCCGACUGAGGUAGAUUAUAGUCCAACUGAUAUGCACGAGACCCAGUUUAUGCAGCACUCUUUGCCUGCACUUGACAAACCAUUCUACAGUCAAGAUAAAGAUCACUUACUGUUUGGUUCAACCCCACCAACAGAAGCUUCUCCAACAACUUCAUCAGCUCGCACUCCACAAACAAGUUCUCCUCUCCAGGAAGAAUAUGGUGUUUGUACUUCUGUCUCAUCUGCCAUCCCCUCUGAAAAAACAAUUAUUGCUGGAGAGGCUUUACUCCCAGAGAGGCUCCCAGCUACCGGUUCACCACAAGCAACUUCUCCACUGCAAGAGAAGGAAGACUUACAGAUGUUUGAUGUUUCACAGCCUCUUUCAUUUGCAAACAACAUUUCUCCUUUUCAUAGUUCUGAUUCACCAGCUUCAGGUAUACUGCAGGAGAAAUCUCCAACAGGAUCAUCAAUAUUUUCUUCUUCAGAACAAGUAUCUGCUGCAUUUGCAACACAUUCAUACCAAGAGCCUUCCCUCUCACCGAGCAAAAUUCCAGUAGUGCAGACAGACAUCGAAGAAGUGGAGGCAUUCAGUAGCAAACAAGAUAAAGUCAAAGACACUUUUGAGGUUGAUGAUGGACCUUUUGCAUCCAGAACAGAGGCUCAGUAUCAUGCAGACAAAUGUUAUAAAACUCCUACUUCAUUCAAGCUCAACAUGGCUGAUCUUUCCCCUUCUUUCAUCAACCCUAGCCCCUUGGAAUUUUUUGAACAAGAAGAUGCUCUUGAAGAUUUUGAAAGGCCAUUGACCCAAGGUGGAGGAGCUCAGCCACCUCCUGGUGGAAAGCACCAGGCACGUCAGUGCGAUGAUACUCCAGGCACAUCAAUCAGUGAGUCAGCUCCAUCACAGACUGAUUCCGACUUCCCCCCUGGAACAGAAGAAUGCCCAUCCAUCACUGCAGACGCUGCCUUAGACUCUGAAGAUGAGUCCGAAACCCUUCCUACAGACAGAACACUUGUACAUAGACAGAUGGAUCCCCCGCCUGUCCCCUUAAAGGACCCCAGUCCUCCUCCUCCACACCCAGACGUUUGCAUGGUAGAUCCUGAAGCAUUGCCUACUGAACAGAACUUAGGAAAGGCAGAUAAAUCUUUGAAGAAGGAUGUUAAAGAAAGAACAAAAACCAAAAAGCAGGUCACAAAGACAAAGUCUUCCUCUCCUUCUAGAAAAUCUGACAACAAACCAAAGCACCCCAGUGCUCCUUCCAGAACAAAUGCACUUGCAUCAGCCAAGGAAUCAUCUGAUAAAACUGCAAAAACAGCUUCCCCUAAAAAGGAUUCAGCAGACAAGGGGCCCAAAACUAGCACCAAUCCAGAAGUGAAACAUGCUCGAGGUGAUGACAAAGAAGCAAAGAAUGCUACAAAUACCACAAACUCAAAAUCUGCACACACCACUAAAAAUCCAGGUUCAAGCAGCAAUAAGGCAGCAGGCAUGCCGUCGGUGCCUCCCGGACCCCCUGUUUACCUUGACCUGGUGUACAUUCCAAAUCACUGCAGUGCCAAGACGGUGGAUGCUGAAUUUUUCAAACGAGUGAGAUCUUCCUACUAUGUAGUGAGUGGAAACGACCAGGCAGCUGAUGAACCAAGCAGGGCUGUACUGGAUGCUCUUCUGGAGGGCAAAUCUCAGUGGGGCAGUAACAUGCAGGUUACCCUGAUUCCAACCCAUGACUCGGAAGUCAUGCGGGAAUGGUACCAGCAGACGCACGAGAAGCAACAGGACCUGAACAUCAUGGUCUUGGCGAGCAGCAGCACGGUGGUCAUGCAAGAUGAAUCGUUCCCUGCAUGCAAGAUCGAACUGUAACUGGGAGUUCCGCAGAACCAGAACAUUCAGCCAGUUGUUUAAGGGGAAGCACUCAAAUGGAAAUUUCAAACAAAAGAGGAAAGCAGAUGUAACUCAAUGUCUGCUGAAUACUGUACAAUAGAUUUGUUAUACAGGUCACUAGGGUGUAACACUUUCCAGACUAUUUAGUUCCUAUGCUGAGGCAAAAUUUUCUUAUUCUUACAAAAAAAAAUGCAGGGUUUAAAAUACUUGGAUCUGUCACGCUCUGAAUCCGUUGCAAUUGUGGUGUGGUUGAUAUUGGUUGAGAUUUUUUUUUGUUCAGAAAAAAAAUUGAAAGUGGGUGAACUUUUCCAUAGCAAAAAUGAAUCACCAUCUAUCUCUUAACAGCAGUCAUUUUAAAGUGUGAAAUUUAGCUUUUUUGAUGACCAUAAUGCCGAGGCCAGGCAGUAUAAUACUAUGAACUCCACGUGGAAACACUCUUUCACAUAUACUGGAAUCACAAGUAUUUGAACCCUUUUCACUUAACCAGCCGAUCCCCUCCCAUAAAAAUGCAGAAAUAUUUAACUAAGGCAUGUUCCCUCUGUACCAGCUUCUUGAUAAAUUUAAUUCUGCAUAUGAACGUGGCAUAUUGCCAUUAAGCCUUGAUAAAACUGCAUGCUUUAAAACAAUAAUAUACCUAAGCAGAGACCAAAGGAGUUGGGAGUACACAUACUAGUCAUUUUGCCUUAGACAGUGACUUGAAUGUAAUGUGAUCUAGGUUGCACUUUUUUAAAAUGGGAAGUGUAUGAGGCAGACAUCAGACAGUGAAGACCAGCGUAGGACGGUAGUUUGAGAAGUGCUGUGAUUUGUGUGUAUGUGUGAAUGUGUCCGUACUUGUAAGCGACAACAUGGAUUUCCUUGAGACCAGUCAUAGAAGAUGUUCCAAUGUAAUGUAGACUUUUUUGAUUUCAAAGGUGGUUGUUUAUAACAAGCACAGGAAGAGAUGGAAUUGGAUAUGAAGGAAAAAAAUCACUGCAAGUGUGUGAAAAGUUUUAUUUGUUGUUUUGGUUAUGUGGUAUAUCAUUAAUAAAUAGAUUCCAUUCUGUUUAGUUUCUAUUUUUCAUCCAAAAAUGGCCAAGUAAAGGUUCACUGGUUGGGUGCAUUAUGUUGACUCAGAAGGGGUGUUUUUUAUAACUCUCUGAACUAUUGAUCUUUUAUAGUUCUGAACAUUAUCUUUCUAGAGCCUUAUUCAUCACCUGUAUAGCAUUCCUUUAACAGUAAUACAUCUAAGUUUGUAUAGGUCUGGUAUUGUGCAGUCACUGGUGAAAUUCUGUUAAUAAUGUACAGCUCAAAUUUGAAUUAAUUCAGUUUUAAUUCACAUUUGAUAGAGAUCUAACAGUGGAAAUACAAUUUAUGUAUCUUUUACGAUAUGUUGUACUUCGAAGCAUUUAUAAAUUAUAAAACUUUAGUUAUUUUCUUUUGAAACCCAUAUCCAUUACAUAAGUUCUACCUAUUGGUAUAAGUACACCUGAUCUAUGGUGAACAGAAUUGGAAUAUUUGGGUUGAGGAUAUAGAUGUUGGAAACGUUGGAAGAGCUGUUGCUUUAAUAUAAAUUGAAUUGUGUA
Molecule: messenger RNA, 8449 nt
Organism: Hypanus sabinus (Atlantic stingray)
Lineage: Eukaryota; Metazoa; Chordata; Chondrichthyes; Myliobatiformes; Dasyatidae
Gene: map1b
Product: microtubule-associated protein 1B
Exons: 7
Coding region: 21-6866 (2281 amino acids)
Biological process (GO): regulation of microtubule depolymerization; axonogenesis; microtubule cytoskeleton organization
Cellular component (GO): synapse; microtubule; microtubule associated complex
Molecular function (GO): actin binding; microtubule binding
Source: RefSeq, a predicted model, not a curated record